UUCUCUCUCAAAACUUCAUCAACUUGCUAGCUGUUAAAGCCAUGUGUUUGCCCCACUUCUCAUUUUUCCAUUAGUCUGCUUAUUUGUCUUCAACUCUCCAAACCUUUUCCCUCUCUCCAAACACAAAAAUUAACAAAAAUGCUAAACAUUUUUUUCCAUAAUUAAUUAUAUCCAAAUACAAAGUUUCUCACAUGGCAUGGGAAAAGUAGGACAAAGAGAAAAGCAAAAUUAGUUUGUAAGAGAUAUUAUAAUGCCAGUUCCUCUUGCUCCUUAUCCAACUCCUUCUGCUCCUUAUACACCUCCUCCUGCUAAUGCAGCCGCACAGAGUCAGCUCGUGUGUUCUGGAUGUCGAAACCUUUUACUGUACCCUGUUGGAGCAACCUCUGUAUGCUGUGCUGUAUGCAAUGCAGUUACAGCCGUGCCGCCUCCUGGCACGGAAAUGGCGCAGUUGGUAUGCGGGGGGUGUCACACUUUACUAAUGUACAUCCGCGGAGCAACAAGUGUGCAAUGUUCUUGUUGUCACACAGUUAAUCUAGCCAUGGAAGCAAAUCAAGUGGCACAUGUCAAUUGUGGGAACUGCAGAAUGCUAUUGAUGUAUCAGUAUGGAGCUCGAUCUGUAAAAUGUGCUGUUUGCAGUUUUGUGACAUCAAUUGGGGCUUCGACAAGCGCUACCGAACAGAAGUUCAACAGCUAAAACAUUAGAAGCCUAAGUUGGUGACUGCAGAUUUUAAAGCUUCAGUUUUGGAUAUUAUUACAGUAUCUUUAAUGACUUAAGUCACAUGUAUAGAGUUAUUUUUUUCACCCCUUUGUGUAACCUUUUUUAAUUAUUGUCUUUUAAUUAUGAAUAAGCAGUUUUGCUAAUUUAAAAUAAAGUAAAGUGAGUGGUGAGUGCAUCUAGAAAACUUUGAGAUUGGAUGAAUAAACUUUAAUUUGUUUUUA
Molecule: messenger RNA, 939 nt
Organism: Mercurialis annua (annual mercury)
Lineage: Eukaryota; Viridiplantae; Streptophyta; Magnoliopsida; Malpighiales; Euphorbiaceae
Product: protein LOL1
Exons: 6
Coding region: 251-694 (147 amino acids)
Source: RefSeq, a predicted model, not a curated record